Molecule: messenger RNA, 2021 nt
Organism: Girardinichthys multiradiatus
Lineage: Eukaryota; Metazoa; Chordata; Actinopteri; Cyprinodontiformes; Goodeidae
Gene: hsf5
Product: heat shock transcription factor family member 5
Exons: 7
Coding region: 118-1404 (428 amino acids)
Biological process (GO): regulation of DNA-templated transcription
Molecular function (GO): DNA-binding transcription factor activity; sequence-specific DNA binding
Source: RefSeq, a predicted model, not a curated record
AUGAUGUCAUGAAGACAGUUGGAUCCAGAAUCAGGUUACCAUGGAAAUGUCAGACCAUCAAAAGCUCCAACGGUGCGGGAACUUAAAAUUUGAGGCGGAGUGAGCCAAGAUUAAAACAUGGAUGCGGCUAACAAUUCCCUCCCUGACAACAUCAACCCUAAUAUUUUUCCUGCCAAACUUUGGCGUUUGGUGAACAACCCGGCAGACGGAGCCAUCCGCUGGGACAGCCGCGGCGAGGUAAUCGUCAUCAAUCGGCAGCUCUUUGAGACCCAGAUCUUGUCCCCCGGCUCCAGAACCUCCGACAGCGCUGACACCUUUAAGACCACCAAUUUCUCAAGCUUCGUCCGCCAGCUCAAUCUGUAUGGAUUUAAAAAAGUCGACCCAACUGUUGAGCACCGAGAAGUAGGGAACAACGGCUUGUAUCAUUUCCACAACCCGAACUUUCAGCGAAGUUACCCUCAGCUUUUGGAGUAUCUCGUAAGGCUCACUGUGGAUAAUAAAGCCAAGCUUAAAGCUGGCCAGGAUGUUAGCUCUCGGCUUCCUAACCGGUACCAGGGAUUAGGCUUCUGCAGAGAUGACAAGGAUGUGGUCCUAAAAGGACGAUGCUCCUUGCCUCAGCAUCCCUCACAUCAGUCAUCAGCUUAUCCAUACCACCCUAAUAAACCCCAGGCCAUGAGGCCCCAGAGCGGAACCCCAGUCCCACCACGAUAUCUGCGCAGGGUUCCCAGUGCAGCUCUCUCCCCUACUAAUUUUCCUCAGAUGAAAGAGAAGCCAAUGCCUUUAAGGCCCCACUACACUGGAGUAGCCUCAAGCUCCAAACCCCAGCAUGUUCAGCAGGGUUUCCUGCCUUGUACGAAUAAUGGAAACACACAUUUCAACAGUCUUCAGAAUUCCCAGUGUCAACCCGGCUACUAUCCCACAGUUUGCCAUUGCUUCCACCCAAGCCUUGGUGCACCAAAUAUAACUGGCCUUCAGACUGGGAUGUUCUCUCCCAGAGGUUAUUACCAGGUAGAACGUCCUGUGACUGUGCUGGACUUCAGCCGUGACUUACAUAGCACAGAAAACCAGGAAGUGAAAAAACCUGAAGUUAACCUGGAUGUAGUUUUCCAGAUUGCAGAUGAGGUGAUGCAGACUUUACCCAGUGGCUGUCUGGUAAAAGUUGAGACCACAGAGCGACCUGUCUCUGUGCCAAAGCCUUACUCUGACCACAAUGAUCCCAUAUCGAGUGACGACAACACCAGCGCUCCUGUUACAUAUAAAAAGGAGAAGGAGGAGCUCAUGGUUUCAGUUCCUGGGCAAAUGGCUGAAGAUGCUAUAUAUGAGGUUCCUUUUGAACUAGACGAUGAUGCUGAGAUCAUAAGUGUUGAGGUUAGGGACACAGUUGAAGAUUCCAGGAAGGAUUAAGAUGAGCAGGACAGCACAGGGGCCACAUCUGGCUUAGAUCUGAGCUCACUGAUUCAUUCAGCACGCAACAAGAAGUAUUGGCGUAGUCCAAACUCUGACUUCAGCUCCCACUUGAUGGAUUGCUUUCUGUGUUUAAAAUGUUGGAUUGUUUUGAUAUCAAUUUUUUUCUCUGUUGAUUUUUGGGAUUGUUCAAUUGUGCUUUUCUUUAUUGUAACUAGAAUAAUUAGAAAAACUGUAAUGUUCUUGUUUGGAAGCAAUUUAAAUUUCAUAUGGACUGCUAUACAUAUUUUUAAACCUUAUAAUAUCUCAUAUUGGAGCCAUUUGAUGAGAUUUUUAUGAAUUGUAAUGCAAAGUACAACUCAGAUAUUUUAACUCACAUUUUUUUAAAGUUUGAUAAGAAAACAGUGGUGCGUGUCAUAACAAGUUGAAACAGAACAUCAGUAAAAGUAGACUUCCUAAUAAAGUCACAAAAAUAUUUCAUAAAAAUUGGAAAAUUUCUAACUGCAAAGUGCUUUGCUUUCAAGUGGGCUGCUUCAGCCAUUUUUUAAAAUUAUUUUCUUGUCUGAAAUACGUUUUGAUGUAAAUGUCUCGAUUUUUAUUAAAACAAAUAUACUUUG